This is a messenger RNA of Brassicogethes aeneus, 598 nucleotides long. NCBI's taxonomy places the organism in Eukaryota, Metazoa, Arthropoda, Insecta, Coleoptera, Nitidulidae. The record is from the annotation of a GenBank genome assembly.
GCCAGUUACACCAAUAGCAGUCUGCAAGAAUAUUGUUGUUAAAAUUUAGUGUGUUUAUUCAGUAUUAUUUCUCUGUGAUUUAAGUUAUAAUAAUUUUAAACUACCUCUAAGAACAUGGGUUUUUCAAGUUUAAGUCUUAAACAUUCCACUAUUAUUAUAGGAACAUUUUCCAGUAUAAUUUCCUUUAUUGCGAUGCUUUUGACUGCUACGUAUUCUGAACAUCCACAUGAACUUAUUGACAUGGCUGACCCUUCCCUUAUACCUGGACAUCAUGCUCUUAAAGUAAUUCUAAUUAUAUGUGCUUCAAUCAGUGGUCUUCAAUGCUUAUUCUCCAUUCUAAUAAUAUUUGGAGCUGAAACUAAUCGUCCAGCUUUACUACUUCCAUGGCUUAUAUACAAUCCAAUUUUUAUUGCAAUUUACCUGAUUGCUACAAUUAUUGGCGUUGUCAAUCAUAGUGACACAGAUAAGGCUCAUUUUGUGUUUGGACAUCUGGUUUUCUCUACCAUCAUUGCAGGAUUGUUUGCAUGGAAAUUCUCAAUUGUCUACAGAUUUUUCAAACACCUAAGAAGUCUAAACUUUUAAAUAAAUUUAAUUUAAC